Messenger RNA from Penicilliopsis zonata CBS 506.65, 1608 nucleotides. RefSeq lists its product as hypothetical. The transcript is spliced from 3 exons. The coding region runs from base 28 to 1608 and encodes 526 amino acids. The record is from RefSeq and is a predicted model, not a curated record. Lineage: Eukaryota; Fungi; Ascomycota; Eurotiomycetes; Eurotiales; Aspergillaceae. Gene Ontology annotation, cellular component: mitochondrion.
GGAGCUUUUCCAGUACACUUCACGAAGAUGGAUGUAAGUAGCCGACUUUUUCAAAGCUUCAACGAACAUCUGCGUCUUUCAGAACGGAUCCUCGGGUUUGAUGUGUCUGCCCUUCAAAACGUUGUUUCUGCUGCUUCUGGUCGUUCGAUAUCCGAUCUCAGAUCCUUUAUUAAGUUAUCAGAAGGCGGAUUCAAUCGUGUGUUUGAAGCUAUCUUCAGCGAUGGAAAAUGUGUUAUUGCGCGACUUCCAUACCCAAGCACAGUACCGGAACACUACACUGUGGCGAGCGAAGCGGCGACUCUAGACUAUCUCCGUCUACGUGGUAUCCGUACACCAGAGGUGUAUGCGUGGUCUUCGACAAGAGCGAAUCCUGUUGGAACCGAGUACAUUAUCAUGGAGAAGUUGGACGGUAUCCCACUCGGCGAUAAAUGGUUCUCAAUUACACCCAAGGAACAACAUAAGAUCAUGAAACAGAUGAUUGAAUUGGAGACGCAAUUAAUGUCACUACAAUUUCCUGCGUCUGGAAGUCUGUACUAUGCCAAAGACCUUAUAUCUGAGAGCAGGGUACAACUCGCGGACCCCAACGGUAUGGCGUUCUGCAUAGGACCAAUAGCUCAUUAUAGUUGGUGGCAUGACAAGAGGGAUGUCUUGGAUGUCGACCGUGGACCUUGGGCAUCAUCAAUGGAGAUAUUCCGAGCAGCUGGCGAACGUGAGCUGGCUUGGACCAAAGCCUAUGCAAAGCCUCGCUUGCCCUAUGAACGGCUUUAUAGAGAACUCUACCAUUUCAAGCAUGUCUCACCCGAUAGCCACAUCGCAGAUCUCUCCAACUAUCUUAAAAUGGUAUCCUGCUUAGGAUAUGCGAAAGACUCUUCUUUGAAUCGACCUGUCAUGCGUCAUCCUGACCUCCAACCAAAUAACAUCCUUGUGUCUGAAUCAAAUGAGAUAAUCGGACUCAUAGACUGGCAGCAUUGUUCUAUUCUUCCUCUCGGCAUUGCUGCUGGAAUACCAGCUCACUUCCAGAAUUACGGUGACCCCGAAUCGGAGAUGCUGAAACAACCUCAGCUUGCUCUUCCCUCAGAUUAUGAGCAUUUGCCUCCAUCUGAGCAAGCGUCGUUACGAGAAACUCAUCGCAAAAGAAUGAUCCAUUUUUUGUAUGCUGCGUUGACCAAACGAUUGAAUAAAGAUCAUUAUGAUGCCAUUUUCGACCAGUCGGUCAUCCUCCGUCAGCGACUAUUCAAGAGCGCUGGUACGCCCUGGGAGGGAGACUCGGUCUCACUGCGAGCAGAACUGAUUCGCUCAAUACAGAACUGGCUGACAAUUGCCCAGGCAGGUGCUUGUUCGGUCGCUCCGGUGGUUUAUCCUGAGGAUCUUGUCCGGGAAACCCUUGACUUGGAUGCCCGUCAGAAAGAAGCGGAUACCGCAAUGGAAGAAAUGCGAGAUGCUUUAGGUGUCGAUGUUUUGGGUUGGGUGCCGAAUGAUGAUUACGAUGCUGCUAAAGCAGUGGCAUAUGAUAUGAAGACCAAAAUGCUUGAAGCGGCUGAGACGCCUGAAGAUGUCAUUGAUGUCCGAGACCAUUUUCCUUUUGACGACUUCGACGAAAGCGCCUAG